AUGAAGAGGUGCGCACCUCCUCAUUUUGUUGAGGAAGUGUGCACUCUCUCCCUGAGGGAGUUUAAUCAUCCAAAUCCAACACGUCGUAUUUCAUUGACACGUGGCGCACAUGAAGAUAUCAUCACAUCCUCUGUUUUUUCUAUAAAUGAGACCCACAAAUUCUAUUCCUCUGCACAACCGGAGUUGCCGUGA
Dovyalis caffra is the source of this 192-nucleotide messenger RNA. The record is from the annotation of a GenBank genome assembly. NCBI's taxonomy places the organism in Eukaryota, Viridiplantae, Streptophyta, Magnoliopsida, Malpighiales, Salicaceae.